AUGGAGGAAGCUGCUAAAGAAACACGGGAUACACCCAAUUGCCAUCUGGUUCCCGUGGAGAACGUCUGUCGAGAUACUGAUAAAAACCGAGGAACUGACCACGAUGAAGCGCCUAGCAAAAGCCAUGAACCGAGAAGCCCAGAUUCUGGACCCGACGAAACGAAAGGACGGGCAACCACUACCACUAUCACAGGCGGCACUAACCACGGCUGUGAAUAUACGACUAAAGGACUUGGAGUACGAGAGGCAUUGGGAUGCCAGGAGGUACCUGGAACUGAUCACCAGGAAAAUGAUAGGACUGAUAGAGGACGACAUGACAAAAACGGUCAUGUUCCACAAGCUAACGACCAUAGUGUCGCCGCAGACCAGCACCCCGUCGGACAACCCGUUUCUACCAUAACAGCAGAGGCGGAUGAACAGGAGGCUGUCGACCAGGCCGCUGCUAAACAAGCUUACCCCACUUUGAGGGAUAGGACGAGGCACAAGUACUACCAAGUCAUGACGGUCAAUGUGGAUGGCUUUAGUGACAAAAAGGAACUGCAACUACGGAACUGGAUAUUGUAUACCAGACCGCAUGUCGUCAUACUGACAGAAACGUGCACAAAUCUACACCGCUCUGCCUACGAUGGUCGAUAUGUUACGAUCGGGAUUGCUGGAGCGGCAGAUGGGGUAGCUGCGAUGAUACGGCAAGAUGUCCAAUACCGAAUCACCACCAAGACAACACGCAUAAUAAUCCUCGAGAUCGAUGAUUUAGUCACAAUAGUUGGGGCAUAUGGACCCACUGAGCAAACAGCGGACACGAUCAAAGCCCAAUUCUGGGAGUAUCUUACAAAUGCUAUCAAGACUACAAAACCACUGCUAGUAGCUGGUGACUUUAAUGCAGGACACGAGCCGACUGAAUCCAGAACCAUCAGAGGUUUGCCGAACCAUUAUAGACUGGAGAGACUAGCUUUGCAUCAUAACCUGAUCAUACUUCAAACCGCACCCACAUGGAUCUCAAAAAGAUCAAAAGACGGUAAACCAAGCCGGACGCUGGACCGCAUACUCAUCAGUGAGGAUACCUGCCAAGCGCAGGAUAAUGUAGUCCACUUGGACUGGGAGAAUGCACCUGCUGACCAUGCGAUACUAACGGUCAAAUGGACGCUAAACCAAAUCAGCUACCACGCAAAACGGCCGAAAGCCGGACUCAUCACUCGUGACGCCGAUAAGCCAACUACAAAGGCAUGGCUGAAACUACGUAACGAACUCAAGGAACGUUUUCGCAAGAUACCAGUAAAAAUACAUCUACCAAUUCAGAACCAAUUGCUGUGGGAUCAAUAUAGGAGGUGCAACGGACAGGAGGGCUUAACUUUAAUGGACGAUGAAGGUAAUGACCUGAAUCCGGAAGAGGCCAGAAGACAGCUGGCGAAGAUGCUACAGGACCGAUGGA
Messenger RNA from Gregarina niphandrodes, 1429 nucleotides. RefSeq names its product endonuclease/exonuclease/phosphatase family protein. The transcript has a single exon. The record is from RefSeq and is a predicted model, not a curated record. Lineage: Eukaryota; Apicomplexa; Conoidasida; Eugregarinorida; Gregarinidae. The annotation marks the transcript as partial. Gene Ontology annotation, molecular function: catalytic activity.